AUGCAGGUAAAUCCCAAAGAAAGACGCAAUCGCAAACUGCCAGAUCACCGGCGGUCAAAGCCAAAAAGUCGAAGCGAAUUCGGUUCACAAUGUGCGAAGGCUGUGAUUUCUAUUGCAGGCACCCUGGUGCCAGAGAAGACGGCGUCAUCUAUGAGACAUAGAGUUGAGAGAGACAUGAUGAUAUCCAACGAUGCUCCAGCGAGAUCAGGAUCUUCGUCGCGAGAAUGCAAGCAUGCAUUGCCCAGUUCGUCCUCAUUGUUCAAUGCGGAGAGACAUGGCUUUGUGCGUCACGAUCUACCAAUCCAAUGCGGUUGGCUCUAG
This is a messenger RNA of Ramularia collo-cygni, 321 nucleotides long. RefSeq lists its product as uncharacterized. The record is from RefSeq and is a predicted model, not a curated record. The transcript is spliced from 3 exons. NCBI's taxonomy places the organism in Eukaryota, Fungi, Ascomycota, Dothideomycetes, Mycosphaerellales, Mycosphaerellaceae. Bases 1 to 321 code for a protein of 106 amino acids.